GCCGCUGCAGACCUGGCUGCCUAUAGUUCUCUGUCUUCACCAGCUACAACACUCUUUCAUUCACGUACCUGCUUCCAACCAGUCCUUGAAGAAUGGAUCCCCAGGGUUUGAGAGAAGAUCUGCGUUUGUUUCAGACCACUCUGCUGCAGGAUGGACUCAAAGAGCUCCUGAAUGAGAAUAAGCUGAUCGACUGUGUUCUCAAAGCUGGGGACAGAAGCAUCCCCUGCCAUCGCCUCAUUCUGGCAGCUUGUAGUCCUCAUUUCCGGGAGAUAUUUUUCUCAGCUGAUGGCAAGGAAGUGGAGGAAAAGGAGAUUGUUUUAGAGAACCUGGACCCCAGCAUUCUGGAUUUGAUCAUAAACUAUAUGUACUCAGCAGAGAUUGACAUCAACGACAACAAUGUUCAGGACAUUUUGGCUGUUUCCAAUCGCUUCCAGAUCCCUUCAGUGUUCACAGUUUGUGUGAAUUACCUCCAGAAGAGGCUGUCAAAGGCAAACUGCCUUGCCAUCUACAGGCUGGGUUUGAUGCUGAACUGCAUCAGGUUGGCAGUGGCGGCCCGGGAUUGCAUUGCAGAUCGCUUUGAGACCAUAGCCAAGGAUGAGGAUUUCUUAGAGCUUGCUCCACCUGAACUCUUUGCCGUCAUUGGAGCUGAUGGGCUGAAUGUGGAAAAAGAGGAGGUGGUGUUUGAGGUCCUCAUGAGGUGGAUUGGGAAGGACAAAGAGAAGCGUGCAAAAUCCUUAGAGGAGGCCUUUGACUGCAUCCGUUUCCGUUUGCUGCCAGAGAAGUACUUCAAGGAGAAGGUGGAGAAGGAUGAGCUCAUCAAAGCCAAUCCUGAGCUUCAGAAAAAAAUCAAAAUGAUAAAGGAGGCGUUUGCUGGGAAGCUGCCAGAGAAGAAGAAGGGAAAAGAAGAUGAGGAAGGAGAGGAGGGGAAGUUGCCUGGCUUUCUGAAUGAUAACCGCAGAUAUGGCAUGUAUGCCAAAGACAUGGUGCUGAUGUUAAAUGACACAGCUGGUGUGGCCUACGAUGUCCAGGAGAAUGAGUGUUUCCUGGCUGCAAUGUCAGAGCAAAUCCCCCGAAACCACGUGAGCCUGGUAUCAAAGAAGAACAAUCUGUAUGUGUUAGGAGGACUGUUUGUAGAUGAAGAGAACAAGGAAAACACUCUGCAGUGUUACUUCUACCAGUUGGACAGUCUGGGUGCUGAGUGGCUUGCUCUUCCUCCCAUGCCCUCCCCCCGCUGCUUGUUUGCUAUGGGGGAAUUUGAAAACCUCAUCUUUGCUGUAGCAGGACAAGAUUUACAGUCCAAUGAGUCUCACGACACUGUUCUGUGCUAUGACACUGAAAAAAUGAAGUGGUCUGAAACAAAAAAGUUGCCCCUGAAAGUCCAUGGCCACUCUGUGGUCUCUGAGAACGGGCUGGUGUACUGCAUUGGAGGAAAAACAGAUGACAAUAAAUCAACCAAUAAGAUGUUUGCAUACAACCAUAAGAGGUCGGAGUGGAAGGAGGUGGCUGCUAUGAAGACACCCAGGUCCAUGUUCGGUGCAGUUAUCCACAAAGGGAAAAUUAUAGUAGCAGGUGGAGUCAAUGAAGAAGGCCUCAGUGCAGCAUGUGAAGCCUAUGACUUCGGAACCAACAAGUGGUCACCGUUCACAGAGUUUCCUCAGGAGAGGAGUUCAGUGAACCUGGUGAGCUGUGGAGGGUACCUGUAUGCUGUAGGAGGCUUUGCAAUGGUGGAGAAUGAGAACAAAGAGUGCGCACCCAGUGAAAUCAUCGACAUUUGGCAGUAUGAAGAUGACAAGAAAGAGUGGAGUGGGAUGAUUCGUGAGAUGCGAUAUGCAGCCGGAGCCUCUUGUGUGACCAUGAGGCUGAAUGCAGCCAAAAUGCCCAAACUGUAACAGCACAGAGAUUUUUAGUUUACUGUUGUAGCAAAGAAUAAUAUGUACUUGUUUCUUUUUAUUAACCCACUCAUUUAAUAUACCCAACAAAUGUUUCUUUUGACAUGUUUGGGUGUUUUAAUAAAUUUUA
Messenger RNA from Notolabrus celidotus (New Zealand spotty), 2019 nucleotides. It is a transcript of the gene klhl41a, whose product is annotated as kelch-like family member 41a. Gene Ontology annotation, molecular function: protein binding. The record is from RefSeq and is a predicted model, not a curated record. NCBI's taxonomy places the organism in Eukaryota, Metazoa, Chordata, Actinopteri, Labriformes, Labridae. Bases 93 to 1889 code for a protein of 598 amino acids. The transcript is spliced from 6 exons.